Branchiostoma floridae (Florida lancelet) is the source of this 1673-nucleotide messenger RNA. Its product is annotated as E3 ubiquitin-protein ligase TRIM56-like. The record is from RefSeq and is a predicted model, not a curated record. The transcript has 3 exons. Gene Ontology annotation, cellular component: chromatin; nucleoplasm. Gene Ontology annotation, biological process: positive regulation of DNA-templated transcription. Gene Ontology annotation, molecular function: zinc ion binding; protein binding; ubiquitin-protein transferase activity. Bases 78 to 1667 code for a protein of 529 amino acids. Lineage: Eukaryota; Metazoa; Chordata; Leptocardii; Amphioxiformes; Branchiostomatidae.
UUUUGAACUACUCCAGCCAUUUAGGCGGGAAAUCCAGGAAAAGCUGAGUGUGGUGUCGUCUUUUGUCUGUGACAAAAAUGCCGAAAAGGAAAAGUUCCAAGUCCGUGAAAGGUUCAAAGUCUAAGGAAGAAACAAAAGCAGAUGCCAUACUCAACAAGAUUUCGGGAGACUUUCUUGAGUGUACAAUCUGCCUGGAGCCCUUUAAGGAUCCCAAGGUCCUGCCGUGUCUUCACACCUUCUGUGAGGGUUGUCUGAAGAAGUUCAUUGCACAAGAUAAGGUGAAGAACAAGUUUCAGUGUCCGACAUGUCGAACUGAAACUGUACUUCCUAAGGGUGGAGUUUCUAAGCUCAAAAACAACUUCUUUGUUCAAAGCUUGAGUGACACAAUUGAUACUCACAAGAGUUUGGUAAGCAAGGAGGAUGGCAAAGUGCAGUGUGAUAACUGUGAAGAAGAUGGGGCUAGCCAAGGCUGUGUUGUCUGUGAAGAGUUCUUGUGUGACGAGUGUGCUUGUGGCCACCGCCGCGGUAAACGCACACGAGGUCAUGAAGUUGUUGGUGUGGCGGAGCUGAAAGAGCGGCUGAUCACCAAGACGGGAUCACUGAAGUCAAAUUCACUGCCAACCUGUCCAAAGCACAGGGAUGAAAAGUUGAAGUUUUACUGUGAGACGUGCAAGCACCCCAUCUGUCGAGAUUGCACGGUACUGCAGCACAAGGCCCACAAGUACGGCUACCUGGAGGAUGCUGUGAGUGACGCCAGGACAGAGAUUAAGAACAAGCUGAAAGCUGCCAAGAAGAAAAUCACAACAUACCAAGACAAGGCAAGAGCUGUAACCAAGAAGCAAGAUGAACUGUACACAAGGAACAAAAAAGCUGCAGAUGGCAUCAAUGCAGCUGCAAAGGAAGAGAUCAAAUAUCUGACUGGCCUUGUAAAAGGUAAGCAGACUGAACUUAAAGAAAAGCUAUCCUCCAUCACAGCAACCCGUUCCAAGCAGCUCUCUGCUACAGCAGACAGCAUUGAGAGCACCUUAGACAGUCUGUCCAGCACAGUGGACUUCUCACAGAGGGUUGUGGAGCAUGGCAGUGACUUUGAUGUCAUGAAUGUGUACUCGGAUGUCACAACAAGGCUGGAAUCGCUGCUUGAAGGUCCAACCCCAGACAUUCCUGAUGACAUCAGUUACAUCAUGUUUGAGCCUUCAAAUAGCACAAUGCAAAAGAAGGAAAAGGUAGUUGCCCUUGGGAACAUUGUUGAGGAAGAAGUUGAAGAUGAUGAGAUGGAAGAAGAUGAAGAGUCUCGAGCAGAGGCGACCUUUCGUUUUACGGUGGAAAAUUUCAGCGAGCUGAAUAAGCGGAAGUUCGGUCCUGCUGUCUUCAUCCGCAAUCUGCCUUGCAAAAUAAUGACCAGGCCUAAUCACCAGGACAACAAGAAGAGCUUGGCCAUUUUCCUGCUAUGCGAUGCUGACUCCAAAAGCUUGUGGUCCUGCAGGGCAUCAGUUGAGCUGCGGUUGAUUCCACAGAAGGAAGGAGUUCAAACUCACAAGUUGAAUUAUCAACAUGUCUUCUACAACAGGGACAACAACAGGGGCUAUGCAGAAUUCAUGCCGUGGCACGAGGUGUGUGAUCCACAGAAGGGAUACAUCAAGGAUGACAAGAUCAUACUGGAGGCUUAGCUCAUG